Colletes gigas is the source of this 1855-nucleotide messenger RNA. RefSeq names its product transmembrane protein 268. The transcript has 6 exons. The coding region runs from base 235 to 1650 and encodes 471 amino acids. The record is from RefSeq and is a predicted model, not a curated record. Lineage: Eukaryota; Metazoa; Arthropoda; Insecta; Hymenoptera; Colletidae.
UCAGUCGUGCAUUCUCUACGUGGUUAUCGUAGCGAAUAUGACAUUUAUAAUAUUGUGCGUGAUUUUGUCUGUUCUCCUUCGAUAAUAAUAACUAUAUAGAAAUAUUGGGAAUAAGUGAUCUUCGCGCAUAUUUCGCGCUUCUAAUGCACAUAUUAACUUUUAAGACUAAACGAUUUAUAAUAAAUUCAUAACACCGUGUCCGUAGCUCGAAAGAUGACUUAAUUUAAUGUGAAAAUGAGUUCUCAAGAUACAACUGACAAUGUACGAGAAAUUAAUUCACCUAGCAUAUCUUCAAGAACAAAAAAUUGGGUCCAAUUUGAAGAUGAGACGUCCAUUAAAGAUAAUGGUAACAUGGAAGAGAAAACUAAGACAAAUGCACCGGCUGUAAUAAAACCAGAGUCAGUUACAGUAAAUGUAGAAAAGAUUGGAAAAACUGUUGACAAAUUAGAUACUCAACAAAUAAAAAACAAUGAAUAUAAAGGUGCUGUGAUAUCAACUGAAUCCGUCCAGAUUAAUUUAGAUAGGUCAGGUUUAAAUCGUUCUAUGGCGUCUGAAAGUCCAGAUUUUAAUUUGCCGUCCGAAGUAAGAGUCUCAGAUCCUAAAAGUGCUUCUUUAAAAACUAUUGAUCUCAGAGAUGUGUCCAAUGGUAGAAGUGGUACAAAUAAUAUUAUAAGCACACCUAUUGGAAAUAUCAGACAAGGUUUUGCCAAUGGAGACACUAUAGUUACUCUUUUACCAGUUAAUACCAGAUGGCCAUGGAUUACUCCAGCUAAAUUUAGACCAGAAUUAGUACCAGAGGAGUUGAUGGCUCAAGGCUUAACGCUUACAGUAGAAGACUAUGUACACAUAAUGGAAUUGCUUGUGAACGAUGUACGUUUUAAUAUGUACAAUGUAUGCUAUAAAAGAAUUCUUGUCCUUUGGAUAUUUACUGCGUUUAUUGUACUGCUUGGCUUGUUAUUUUCUGGAGUGACUGGUCUUACUUUGUUUGGCCUCGGUGUCAUGUGGUUAGUCCUCAAUGCUGCAGCAAUAUUCUUUUGCAUGUUUGUCAAGAUAAAGUUAAACCAUAAUCUUGAGAAAUGUAUGGCUCAAGUGAACAAGCACUUACUUCGACAUAAAAUAUUGCUUGGAUUGGAUGAUAGAGGGAAGAUUUCGUGUCAUAAAGUCAAUCUCUGCUUCAUAUACUUUGAUACUACAGAUUGCAUCAAAAAGUUACAAGAAGUAAUAGAACGAGAAGAACGUGAAGGUAGAAUAAUUGGCGAAGAUGGAAAUUCUGAAAUGCGUCGAAAAAGGGAAUUGCAACAGCGAAUGGAUAUCGAUGAUAGCGAUAUUGUGAUACAAGGCAACACAACCACCAGAAUCUCCCGAAAACAGGAACGGGCGGAGUUGCUGUUGCUGAGGUAUGCAUCUCGAUGGGCACAUCACUUUGUGCGCCGCAGACUUGAUCUGGUUAUAGACUCGCAAGAACGUAAUAGAGACAUCGCGGGUCUGUCGGUUCCACCACGACACUGUGUCUCCGCCCGUUGUCCUUGUCAAUUCAUUGAGGACCAUCUCAAAUACAAGCCUAGAGGAUAUCCAUCUGGCUUUACAUGGUGUGCUUAUCUUAACGACCCACUAGUUAGGUAUGAUGUUACAUUAGGUAUACUCAAUUAACAAUCUUAAUCGUUUAAACAAUGCACAACAGUAUUUUUUAAAGGCAUUUUCUAAGAAACAGACCUAUUAACAACUAUUAUUAUUAAAAAUCAUUUCUAAUAUUUUUUUAAUUUCAAGCACAACAAAAUUUAUAUCAUACAAGAAGUACUUUUGGAGUUCCAAUAUUCUAAUAGAAUGUGAUUAAUGAACUACUAUAUUUGAGUAA